This is a messenger RNA of Rhagoletis pomonella (apple maggot), 1838 nucleotides long. Its product is annotated as peptidyl-prolyl cis-trans isomerase sig-7. NCBI's taxonomy places the organism in Eukaryota, Metazoa, Arthropoda, Insecta, Diptera, Tephritidae. Gene Ontology annotation, cellular component: nucleus. Gene Ontology annotation, biological process: protein peptidyl-prolyl isomerization. The transcript is spliced from 2 exons. The coding region runs from base 91 to 1818 and encodes 575 amino acids. Gene Ontology annotation, molecular function: peptidyl-prolyl cis-trans isomerase activity; RNA binding. The record is from RefSeq and is a predicted model, not a curated record.
UUCACACAUUUAGCAACUAAACUAUAAAUUUGACCUCAAUGAAAAAAAGUAUUUGCAAAAAUUUCGUGUUCUGUUAUAAAUGCUGGUGAAAUGUCUGUUGUAAUUGAAACCACGAUAGGUGAUAUUACCGUCGAUCUUUUUGUGGACGAGCGUCCGAUUGCUUGCUUAAACUUCAUUAAGCUUUGCAAAAUUAAGUACUAUAAUUUUAAUUUAUUCCACACCAUCGAACGCGGUUUCAUUGCGCAGACCGGUGAUCCUACUGGUGCGGGAAACGGCGGUAGCUCUAUUUGGGGCCAGCUCGAUGGAACUGAAAAACGAUUUUUUGAAACUGAAACAAUGCCAAAGAUUUAUCAUGAAUCUGCUGGACUACUAUCACUUGUGUCUGCGGGAAAAAAAUUAGUUGGAUCGCAAUUUUUCUUUACAUUGGCGCCAAAUUUAUCUUCACUGGAUGGCACACAUUGCGUUAUUGGCGAAGUAGUUGAAGGUCACGAAAUAUUAAGGAAAUUGAAUGAGACUAUUGUCGAUGAGAACUUUCGUCCAUAUCAAGACAUACGUAUAACCCAUACAGUCAUAUUAGAGGAUCCUUUCCCAGAUCCACGUAAUUUAAAGUUACCAAGUCGUUCGCCAUCGCCAAAUCCCCAACGCUUUCAAAAUGGUCGUAUUGCAGCAGACGAAGAUAUUGACGAUACGGAUGGGAAAACAGCCGAAGAGUUACAGGAAAUGCUUUCAGAGCGGGAAGCAAAAGCUCGUGCCACCAUCCUUGAGAUUGUUGGAGACUUACCCGACGCAGAAAUGGCACCACCUGAAAAUGUACUCUUUGUUUGUAAAUUGAAUCCAGUAACAACAGACGAUGAUUUAGAAAUCAUAUUUAGCCGUUUCGGUAAGGUAAAAAGUUGUGAAGUUAUUCGUGAUAGAAAAACCGGCGACUCUUUGCAGUAUGCAUUUGUUGAAUUUGAGGAUCAGAAAUCGUGUGAAGCGGCUUAUUUUAAGAUGGACAACGUGCUCAUUGACGAUCGUCGAAUCCACGUAGACUUUUCUCAGUCAGUUGCGAAAGUAAAAUGGCGAGGAAAGGGUCGUGGAGUUGAAGGCUCCUUAAAAAAUAGGGACUUUGAUAAUUUACGGGAACCGAGCUGGAAACAGGAAAGGGACAAUCGAAAGCGAAACGGCGAUGACCGCGAUAACACUAAACGAAUGAGCUCGACUGAACGCCGAUUAGCACGAGAAGAGCGCCAUCGGGAACAACACGAUCGGGAACGCAAAGAAAAGCAUAAAUAUGAACGGGAUCAUCAUUCGAGUUAUCACAGCCAGCAUCGUAGGCAAGAACGACGUGUUGAUGGAAAUACCGCACGUCAACGCAGACGUUCACGUGAGCAUUAUCGGCAGUCACGUAGUCGUAGUGGAGAGCGAGUGAGAAAAUAUUCUCCUGACAGCCAACGACGCGAUAAGCACUCUAAAUCUACAGACAGAAGGCGAAAUAACCCAGAGGAAACAAAGCAGCGACAUUAUGUUGAUCACAUUAGUAACGAAAAACAAGUGGAUAAGAAACGACUGCCCGUAAGAAGUGACGACAGAUCCAAGAAACCCAAAUCAAAAUCGAAAUGCAGUAAAAGAGUAAGCACAUCCACAAGUGAUGACACCGAUAGUUCUAGUAGUGAGUCUGAGACGGAAUCAUCUAGCACAGACACCAGUACUACCAGCAGCGAUGAAUCUAGUGAUGCUUCCAAUAAGAGAAGACGCCACGGACGUAAACGUAAAGUUUCAAAAAAGAAAAGCUCUAAAAGAAAGUCACAUAAAAGAAGAAACAGACAUAAGAAAUAAAGGAAUUUACUUAAGAAUAA